AUGAGCGCCACCUCGCCGCUGGAGCCAUUCGGCUCUCCCAAAUCCACCAACAGCGACGAGAGCAGCAGCAGCACUUUCGACGAGGCCGCCAGCACCGCCGCCUCCAGCACAACAUGCGCCGACGACACGUCAGCAACCUCCGCGACCCCUCCCUCGUCCGAAUUCGACAGCGCGACGCACAACUCCCUCAAGCGCAAACGCCGCUCCUCCUCCGCGCACCUCGACGACGACGACGACGACGCCGACGCCGCCGCGCUCCAGACCACGCCCUUCCUAUCCCGCGCCCUCCACGUCCUCAGCACCGAAGCCGCGGCCCUCGCCCACAUCACGCGCCUCUACACCACCUCCCCCGCGGCGCAGGCGUCGCUCCUCGCCGCGGUGCGCAUCGUCGCGCGCGCGCACCGCCGCGGCGGCAAGCUCGUCGUCUGCGGCGUCGGCAAGAGCGGGCUCGUCGGCCGCAAGACGGUCGCGACGCUCAAGUCGCUCGGCGUCGGCGCGUCGUUCCUGCACGCGGCCGAGGCGGUGCACGGCGACCUCGGCGACGUGCGGCCCGGCGCGGACGCCGUCAUGUUUGUCAGCUACAGCGGGAGGACGGCGGAGCUGCUGAAUGUGUUGCCGCACGUGCCGGCGGGGGUGCCGGUGGUGGCGCUGACGGCGUGGGAGGAGGGGGAGAGGGGGUGUCCGCUGUUGGCGGGGAGGGAGGAGGCGGUGUUGUUGCCGGCGCCGGUGCAUGAGAGUGAGGAGAGGAGUUUUGGGGUGGCGGCGCCGACGACGAGCACGACGGUGGCCAUGGCUGUGGGCGACAUGUUGGCGCUGACGGCGGCGGAGAGGAUACAUGAGGGGGAGAAGGGCCGCGUUUUCAAGCGGAAUCAUCCUGGGGGAGCGAUUGGCGCGAGGACGUUGGAAGAGGAGGUGACGACCAUCGUGGAGAUGGCGACGACGAAGACGAAGAAGGUCUGCAGAGCCGGUGGUGUUGUGUGCUGA
Messenger RNA from Diplodia corticola, 984 nucleotides. Its product is annotated as sugar isomerase. The record is from RefSeq and is a predicted model, not a curated record. NCBI's taxonomy places the organism in Eukaryota, Fungi, Ascomycota, Dothideomycetes, Botryosphaeriales, Botryosphaeriaceae. Gene Ontology annotation, molecular function: carbohydrate derivative binding. The transcript has a single exon. Bases 1 to 984 code for a protein of 327 amino acids. Gene Ontology annotation, biological process: carbohydrate derivative metabolic process.